AUGCCAAAACAACAGAUGAUCAGUUUAGUGGUAUUAGUUAUCGGUGUAAAUUCAUACACAAUGUUUGAUGGAAAAGAAUUUCUCGACUCGUGGGCGCUGCUCAACACGGCUGGGACAGACAUCGAGUUGCAGAAGAACUCUACAACCAACUUUCUUGCUGCGACGUUGAGAACUUGGGACACAAUCAGAGUUCAGAGAUCGUCACCAAUGCAGACAGGCGGACAGAAUUUCUUUUCAUUUGAGGUGUACUAUGUCUCUGACAGGGUCAAAACUAUGAGAUUCAGAACCAGACUCUUCUCUGAGGAGUACAACCAGCAGACAGAGACCGAACUCAAACCAUAUGACUACAUAGUAAAGUCGGGUGUCGCAACACGUGUCUACGUCCCAUUGACAAUUGCCGAUGAAAAGGGAACACUCCAGACCUUCUCCAUUCAGCGCAUUGAAGUGACUGACCUCCCAAUCGACUUCAAAAUCACAACCAUCGACCUACAGGCUGAGGGAGUACCAACCACCAACAAAGAUGUUGUUGAUGUCUCAGAUGAUUCUUCUGCAAAUGAAAAAGAGUCUAAAGAAGCCGCGCCAUCCUUGUUAGUUGCUCUGGUUGCUCUUUUAAUCGCUCUUUACUUCUAA
Messenger RNA from Entamoeba invadens IP1, 630 nucleotides. RefSeq lists its product as hypothetical. The coding region runs from base 1 to 630 and encodes 209 amino acids. The transcript has a single exon. NCBI's taxonomy places the organism in Eukaryota, Evosea, Mastigamoebida, Endamoebidae. The record is from RefSeq and is a predicted model, not a curated record.